Molecule: messenger RNA, 162 nt
Organism: Meloidogyne enterolobii
Lineage: Eukaryota; Metazoa; Nematoda; Chromadorea; Rhabditida; Meloidogynidae
Source: the annotation of a GenBank genome assembly
UUUUGUUACUUUAUUUAUAGAAUGUCAUCAAAUCUGAUAUUUCGACAGCUCUUUGAAUCUGUUUCUUGCACAUUUACAGGUAAUCAUGCAGAAUCUGGGAGACACCUUAAAAAACAACUUAAAAAUUGUUAUUUUUUUCUGAAAAUAAUUUCAUACAGGUAA